GGCGCUAGGCAAGCCCCAGGCUUCUCCGGCCCAGGUGCUGCAGGGCCUGCUGGAGCGCUAUGGGGACAACGCCACCAUCUCUGUCCCCCAGCUCCGCUCCCUGCUGUCCCGACUUGGUGCACCUGGUCAGGGGGACAACAGCACCGCAGCAGAGGGGACGGCUCCACCUGCUCCGCCUAAAGUCAACCUGUCCAAAGUAAGUAGGCAUUGGCAUUUGUUAACCUUUUUAAGUGAAUUAUCUUAAAAUAUCUAAAAAAGACCCUAAUUUACAUAAUCUGAGGUGUUUGUCUUGUGCCCCCCAUUGGUUGAGACGGCGCACUCUUGACUACAGGGUGGGUGUCAUUUCAAUCAUAGAAAUAUAAUUCAUAGAAUGGACCUAUCCCUUCAGACUUCUGCAAUUUAGCUGGUACACCGUUGACAUUCUUACUUCCAAUUACUACCACAAAGAUGGCUGCCUGACAGUAUCAUUUAAAACAACUGAUAUUCCCAUUCAAGUCAACAUUCUCUGAUGUGUGGACCUCCAACCAUCUGUGGUUGAAAGUUGAUAUUAUAAUUUUAUCAUCCAAAACAUGACACCCACCCUGUAUUCAAGGGCAUGUGGCGUCUCAACUGAUGGUGGGCACAACACAAAAACCUCAGAUGAUGUCAAAUGGGGUCUAAGCUACAACCUAUGCGAGAGAGAAAAAAUCGGCCUUUACACGUUUUUAGAUAAUUUACAUUUUAAUUUUAAACAGUUUUAUUCUAGAAAUUAUAAAAUAAUUUCACAACUCUGUUCGUAAGCUUUUAAAUGAUAUCAAACUCAACCGUUAUCUUUUCCAUUGAUGUAUCAUGGUAUGCAAAAUGGGUCAACUUUGAGCACCUCUAUUUCCUGAAUGUUUUGUCAUUCAGGUCCAAAUUGUCACUUUCUGACCGCUUCUACCGUGGGCGAAUAGGUAUGGAAGGUUUCGUUCAAAUCAAAAGGGGUGCGGUCAAAAAGUGAUUGAAAUAUCAUACUAUACAGCAGUGUCUUGCCAUUAGUGUUAAAACAAAGAUUUUUCGCCCCCUCCCGCCCCUAUGGAAAACUCUUUCUCAAAGCUAAGGAUCCGGAUCACGUUCUGCGCAUGUUAUCUUACACGCACUACGUAGCUACUGCUCACACUCCACCUCCCUUUACUUUUCUCUCUUUACUCACCCUCUUCUGAACCAUGAUGAUGUAGCCUAUCUCUGCCUCAUGUCUCUGAACAGCUUAAAUAAAAUAAAAACUGUGGCGAUUUGAACAAACAUUCCCAAAAAUAUUUAUUGAAGGCUAUACAACCUUCUGUCUGUUGUAACGGAUAAAGUUCCCUGUGCAUUGCAUUGGACCAAAAACAAUCAGUGUUUUGUGUGAUGUAGGCUAAUCUUUAUAGGUGCUGCCAUUAUCGUAGCCACGAGCCAGAGUUCCUGAAAAAUAAUGUAACUCGCCACUUGAGUUUUGCAUUGGGGCAACAAAAAAAAUCUGCGUUUUAACCACUCGAUGAUCAUGCAAGUACCGCACGAGUAGGGCAUCCUUCAUUCAAACCCUCUCACUUUUGGUCUCCUAAAUAGCUAGGAUACUUGGCAUUUUUCUCAAGCUUAAAGGGAUACUUUGGGAUUUUGGCAAAGAAGCCCUUUAUCUACUUACCCAGAGUCAGAUGAACUCAUGAGCUAGGUUUCCAUCCAAUUGGACAGAUUUUAAUGCAAAUAUUCUCAAAUCUGCAUAAAGAAAAUAUAUGCAUUUUCCCACCAGUGGUGUGUUUCCACCAAAUUGACUUGUUGUGGAUCAAAAUGCCUGAUGACCUAGUGCAUACAAAAUGUCAUUUUUUUUCACUUAUGUUUUUCACGUAUCAAAUACAAAUCUAAAGUUCAAUGUGUUUCCUUCGCAUUUUCAACUCUACCAAUAGUUUUGUCACAACUGUUGCGUUAAAUAGCAAAUGUUCCUACUCUGGUCUUGGCAUGUGCGCUCUAGCCAACAGCUGGCAGAUACAGUGCGGGUAAGCUAGUCUACAUGAUGAGAUUAUUAUGGAUAAGAGCGAGAAUAUUUUUAUUUGUCAAACGGCAGUCAAGCAUCGAUCAUCAUGUCACCAGAAUAAGACCCUUGAUAUUUAUUGGAAAGGAGCAUCAAGCUCAUCACCGUGCACUUUCACCACUCUAUGAAGUUUAUCAUCAUUUAUUUCAUCUGUAGCCUAAUAAACUGCAUGGUUUCCCGAGUCGUAGUGGGAGGACCGCACACCAUAUCAUCGCUUUAAUCCAAGUUUACUUCUAUGUGAUGGUUAUUAUAUCAAUAUUUGCGCAUAAAGGUGUUUCCACCGCCAUUUCUCGCAUGAAUACAUUUUUGAAGUCAGCGCAAAGUUCAGUUGCGUCUUCAUGUUGUAGAGGAUAAACAAAGAUAGGAAAUGCUAUUGUGUGUGUGUGUGUCCUGUGCGCCGUUCCUCAUGCCACUGAGUUAAGGGAAUGACUGUUUACCUUUGGUCCAGAGUUUGUGUGCUCAGGCAUGGAACCUUACAUGGACCGGCUCCAUCAUGGAUAACUUGAUAUGUUUAGUUUUCCUUGAAGGGAAAACAUAAUGUUCCUUAUCAGAUAGAAAAUGACUGGUGUCUGCUGGGGCUGGUUGAGGAUUCUUUUUUCUGCUGUGUGUGUGUGUGUGUGUGUGUGUGUGUGCAGACCUGGGUUCAAAUACUAUUUCAAAUAUCUAAAUUACUUUCACAUGCAUUUAAAGUAAGUCAGCCUAUUUGGAUAUAUUUUAUUUGAAGAGACAAAGGGGGGGGGGGGAGUGUAGGGAGUUGGAUCAGUCCAACCAGUUUGCCUCCACACACAGCACAGAGAAACAAGAUGAUGAUGCCGAACAGAUUCCCCCCUGGAUAACACUCCUUCUCAGUGAUGGACUAGACAACCAAUUGUAGCACUGGCUUUCUUUAUGAUUUUGUCAAGCUUGUUUAAGUCCUCUUUGGCUAAAUUCCUUGUGCAACACACAAUGGCAUUUUGUCACAGACAUUAAAAGAUCUAAGCAUCUUAAAAAGUACAGUCUGGAUUUGGAUUUUUUGAAUUUUCCUUCCAGAUCAGUUGGUUGUCCACUAUUACACCCAAGACAUUUGAAUGUACAGUAUUUGGAAAUACACUUGGAAAAUACUCAAAUACACUGACUCAAUUACAUUUCCAUGCAUUUAACCCGGGUAUUUGAAAUAAGUAUUUGAAUACAGUUUGGGAGACUCUUUUGUUAUUUUUAAUUUUUAUUUACAAAUAACCAUUCAAAUACUUAAAUAUAAGUACUUGCUUUGGGCUGUGUAUUUGAAAAAUACUCAAACACACAGAAAAAGUAUUUUAAAUACCAGAUACUCAAAUACACGUGUAUUUGAACCCAGGUCUGGUGUGUAUGUGCGAAUGUGUGUGUGUGUCACUGAGGGAGUUCUAUUAACCUGAGCCACGGUGCACCAGUCUAUGGCCCGUGACGUGAAUGGGCAAAAGUGGCUUAAAAAUCCUUUAAUCUACACUGAUUUAAGUGGAUUUAACAGGUGACAUCAAUAAGGGAUCAAUACUUUCCCAUGGAUUCACCUGGUCAGUCUGUCAUGGAAAGACCAGGUGUUCCUAAUGAUUUGUACACUCAGUGUAUGUUAAAAUGUUCUAACAAGUUUUCAUUGGAAAGGCAGAUAAAGCAUUUUUAUCAAAAGGAAUCACUUUUGCAUGUGAAAACACAAAAGCCUACUCAUUAUUCCAAGUGCUUCAUCUAGCCUAGGCUACGUCACUUUUAUUUUGAGCAGAAGUCACUUUUGUUUUGAGCAGAACGGGACACCUGGCUCACGCUCGGGGGGGAGGCAGCCCUGUUUCAAAACGAAUGCAAUCACUUUUCACCCAAUGCAAACUCCGUGCCAGAUGAUUAAAUCCCCUCAGUGACUGACUGACUGACUGUAUGUUUCCCUCCACAGUGCUUACCUGCAGACACUCUGGCGGUGUACAGUAUAAGCGAGCAGUCUCAUCUGGAUGGGCGUGGCUUACAGGAGCUCUGCCCCACCAUGCUGCAGCAAUUGGACGCCGGCGCCUGUGGGGAGGAGAAAGGGGAGGAGCUUAUCAUAGACCUGCCUUCCAAACCCACUGCUGCUGAAGGUGAGCCUCUAAACUUAUACUCAGUAUUCAUAAUACAUUUUCUAUAUCAAUACAAAAAUCAAUCAAAAUUAUUUUAAAGCCCUUUUUACAUCAGCACCAGCCACAAAGUGCGUAUAUAGAAACCCAGCCUAAAACCCCAAAGAGCAAGAAAUGCACAUGUAGAUGCACCCUGGCUAGGAAAAACUCCCUAGAAAGGCAGGAACCUAGGAAGAAACCUAGAGAGGAACCAGGCUCUGAGGGGUGGCCAGUCCUCUUCUUGCUGUGCCAGGUGAAGAUUAUAAGAGUACAUGGCCAUUAAGGCCAGAUCAUUAUUAUUUAAGAUACUCUUUGAAGAGGUAGGGUUUCAGAAGUUUUCGGAAGAUGGGCAGGGACUCUGGCUCCACCAUUGGGAGCUUGGACUGGGCUGAGUGGGAGAUGUCCUCCCGUAGCAGCCCUCCUCUCCACGUCACCUGGUAGGAGCGGCCUGUCAGGUAGGAUGCAAUCCAAGAGUAUGCAGAGCCUGAGACGUCCAGCCCUGAGAGGGUGGAGAGGAGGAUCUGAUUGUUCACGGUGUCGAAGGCAGAUAGAUCUAGGAGGAUGAGAACAGAGGAUAGAGAUUAAGCUUUGGCAGUGCAUAGAGCCUCCAUAACACAGAAGAGCAGUCUCUGUUGAGUGACCAGUCUUGAAGCCUGACUGGUUAGGGUCAAGAAGAUCGUUCUGAGAGAGUUGGUCAAAGACAGCACGCUCAAGUGUUUUGGAAAUAAUUUGAUACCGGUCUGUGGUUUUUGACGUCAGAGGAGUCGAGUGUUGGUUUCUUGAGGGGAGGGACUCGGGCCAUUUUGAAGUCAGAGGGGAUGAAGCAAGUGGUCAGGGAUGAGUUGAUGAGGGAAGUGAGGAAUGGGGAAAGGUCUCCAGAGAUGGUCUGGAGGAGGGGAUGAGAGUCACUGACUGUAAAUUAAAGGGAUGAGUGGUUUGGGUGUAGUUUUCCUUUUUACAAAAAUAUAUGGAAAAAUCUGCUCUAUCCAAAAUUACUGAUUGCAGCAUUACUGCAAAAAUGGAGUUGAAGGAGAGAAGGUAGGGAACUUAUCUGUCGGCCCUGUAUUAAAGACCAAACAUGGUUAAAGAAAACUGUGAUAAAUAAAAAAGGAUACCAGUUUCAUUUAAGGACCAAAUAAUUUACAGCUGCACCAUACAGGUUGCAAAAUAGUUGGGAAGAGAUUUUUGAUGUACCUAUUCCAUGGCACAUGGUUUAUGAACUGAUACACAAAACGACACAAGAUUCAAAAUUUAGUUUUUAUUUAAUUUAAAUUAUAUAUUUUUUUGGCAAACAAUACAUUUUACAUUUGAGUCAUUUAGCAGAUGCUCUUAUCCAGAGCGACUUACAGUUAAGUGAGUGCAUACAUUUUCAUACUGCCCCCCCGUGGGAAACGAACCCACAACCCUGGCGUUGCAAACGCCAUGCUCUACCAACUGAGCUACACGGGGCUAUAUAUAUAUAUAUAUAUAUAUAUAUAUAUAUAUAUAUAGUGCCUUGCAAAAGCAUUAAUCCUCCUUGGUGUUUUUCCUAUUUUGUUGCAUUACAACCUGUAAUUUUUAAUUGAUUUUUGUCUGGAUAAGAGCGUCUGCUAAAUGACUAAAAUGUAAUGAACAUACACAAAAUAGUCCAAAUUGGUGAAGUGAAAUGAAAAAAAUUACUUGUUUCAAAAAAUUCUGCACAUCACUGACAACCUGAAAUGGUCCAUCCACACAGACAGUGUGGUGAAAAAGCCGCAAGAAAUUCAGGAGGCUGAAGAAAUGUGGCCUGGUAUGGCAAUUGCACCGUCCACAACUGCAGGGCUCUCCAGAGGGUGGUGUGGUCAUCCCAACGCAUCACCGCACACUGAAUCGCAUAUAGUGAUUCAUAAUGUUAGUGUCUGUUCAACACAUACUCUCGAGUCUAGAGUAUACCAACGCUAACUCGAUACCUAACUCCAAAUGAAAUCUUCUAAGAAGAUGUUUCACAAGCUCUCACUGUUGUGGUAUUGAUGAUAUUUGUCCCCCCUCUGUGUCCUAAUUCCAUAUCUGGCAGGAGAAGCAUUGAUAUAAGAUCUGUUUUGGCCCAGAGAUAUAUUUUCACUCUCAUCUUCCACUAAUGCCUGGAGCUCUCUCCCCAGUUUUGGCAGAGUCUGGGCAGUGCAGACCUGGGUUCAAAUAGUAUUUUAACUCUUUGAGCGUUAGCUUGCGCCUGCCUGGAGUGCUAGAUGGUCUGGCUUGAACUUUUGAAACUAUUCCAUUGGCUCUAUUUUGCCAGGCAAGCUCAAUCAAUCACAGCUAAAAUAUUUUCAAGAUUUCUAAUAAUAUCUUAACCCAGGACUAGGACAGGGUAUUUGGCUAGCCGUGACUCGGGCUGAGGUGUUGCAAUGUCACCAAGGUACUAACUGCGCUGCUGCUGCUGGGAUGCUGUCUGCAGUUGGUGCAGAGUGAUGUCGGUCCGAUGUGUAGGGUUUGGUCCUUUAAAAUGUUUCCCUGUUCUUUACAGGUGACACUACUAUGCUAAGGACUGUCUGUGAUUUAAGUUAAUAUGUUAUAUGGUUGUUUUACCUAUUUUGAAAUGCACUAAUUGUAAGCCAUUCUAGAUAAGAGCAUCUACUAAAUGAUUCAAAUGCGAAUGUAAUGUUCUAACCACAGUGUCCUGGAUGUAGUUCUCAGUAAUACCUCUCUUCCAGAAAAGGAUGUGGACAAAUUAUUUUCAAGUGUUUACAAUGCAGUCUUUGUUUUCUAUAACACUCUUCUUACAGAGCCUGUGUCACUUCAGCAGUCCACACCACAACCAAACCUUUCUCAUAGGGUACAGGUGCUUUCUGUGAGCUGAAAUGAUCAGAAAUGAAAGUAACCAUAACUGUUCCUUUACCAAACAUUACAGGAGUUUUAUGCUCAGCAGGUUUGACCACCGCAAUGUAGGCUAAAUGUCGACUGCACCCACCACAGUGUCACUGGUCCCCACUCCCUUUCCACAGGUGCUAAUGAUACCACCUUGGGAUAUCCCUCCCCUUAAUACCCUUCAUAUAUAUGACUUAAUAGUUUCCCGUCCCCUCUGUUCUUCAUAUGAGCAUUACUCCUCAUGCAGUCAUAAUCAUUUCUGAUCAUUGUGUCACAGCAAACAGAGUAAUUCUCAUAUGUUCAUAAACUCUCAUAAUACAGAAACAAACAGCAUGUGUGUGUUUAAUGUUCAUUUCAAACCUCCUCACCCUCCUUUUAUCCCUCUGUGAUGUUUGUGUUCUCCUCCUCCCAUCACAGUGUGGGGUUUCUCUAUUCUGAGUGUGACCCUGGUCAGUGCAUUCUCCCUCCCCGGUGUGUUCCUGGUUCCCAUCAUAAUGGCGUGUCACAUGUGCCGGGGACUAGUCUAUUUCAUCGCCCUCUCCAUCUGAACUCUCUCUACUCCACCGACGUGUUUCAGCUCCUGCCAGAGGUGCACUGUCCAUUCAUCCCCUAUUGAAAAAGUCCCCAAAAAGACAACACCCAUCCCCUCACUCUCUCCACAUACUCCCCUAUCCCCUCAAAGGUCCUCUUAAGAAAAACCUGCCUGGGGCUCCACACCUUACUGGGGUAAUGGCCCACUCCAGGGUCCUCUCCUGACAUUCCUCCACAUACUGUAUCCCCUUUGUCAUUCGCCCAUACUUGUUCGAUGAAGUAAAGAGGGCCUCAACAAAACAACAAUGCACCACCGACCAAGCACACACUCACUUCUUCACCUCCCUUUGGGCAUUUCCUUUUUGUUCUCUCUCCUCCCUCCCUCUCUUCCUUCCUGGGGUUGUAAUAAGCACCUUGGGAAUCGUCCUGUUCAACCAAAACUUCAGAGACUUUGACUCUAUGGUUGCCUCAGUGAUUCUCUGCCAGUGGAAUUCUGGAUUGAUUGUUUUCUCUGUGUUCUCUCUGUUGUCUUUGUGUGAGUCUGAUACACAGGGUGAUGUUUGGUUAAGCUGUCUUCUCUACACUCUGCUAGCUGGGGAAUAAAUACUGAGUAUACCCCCUCUUUACACUCAGAACAGACUCAAUUCGUCGAGGCAUUGACUCUACAAGGUGUCGAAAGUGUUUCACAACAGCGUUGCAGUUCUUGACACAAACCGGUGUGCGCCUGGCACCUACUACCAUACCCUGUUCAAAGGCACUUAAAUAUUUUGUCUUGCCCCUUCCCCUCUGAAUGGCACACACACACAAUCCAUGUCUCAAUUCUCUCAAGGCUUCAAAAUCCUUCUUUAACCUGUCUCCUACCCUUCAUCUACUCUGAUUGAAGUGGAUUUAACAAGUGACAUUAAUAAGGGAUCAUAGCAUUCACCUGGUCAGUCUAUGUAAUGGAAAGCGCAGGUGUUCUUUAUGUUUUGUACACUUAGUGUAUAUAGGCCAUCUGUGAGACUGGUUCUCCUUGGAGAGAGCUGUCUGGCUGGCUGCUGGCUGAGAGGCUGGCUGGCUGAGUGACUGGCUGGCUGAAAGCCUAGCUGAUUGGCUGAGAGCCUGGCUGGCUGACUGAGAAGCUGACAGGCAGAGAGACUGGUUGUAGAGCACACACAGUAUCUCUCUAACCUCACCUCAGUGAAACCAGGCCAAGUGGGCAUUUGCUGCUCCCAAUGUCCUGCAACUUUCUUUCUCAAAGUACUAUUGGCGAAUUGUGUGUAAAAAAAAAUAACCAUAAUAGUAAGGCAUGAAAAAGUAAUGAAGAGUAAUGGGUUAAGGUGGUGGUGCCCUUUAUAAAGCCCCUUGACUUUCAGUGUUUCCUAACUCCAGUCCUCGAGGACCCCCAACAGCACACAUUUUUGUUGUUGCCCCCUAACAAACUCAACUGAUUCAACUCAUCAUGGGCUUGAUGAUUAGUUGAUAAGUUGAAUCCGGUGUGCUUGUCCAUGGCUACAACAAAUAUGUGUACUGCUGGAGGUACUCGAGGACUGGAGUUGGGAAACACUGACUUAGUUGAUAUGUAACUGCUCAGAGAGAAAAUAAAGGCUGUUUUCUAGCUCCCCUUUCCUGUUCAGGCAGCGUGUCUGCUGUGAUUCAGCAGGGGCAUUUGUCAAAACAAAUGUUUGACAAAUGAGUGAAGGAAAUGCAGAAAAUUAUUUUGGGUUGAAGUUUGAUUGAAUAGUAUAAAACAGUCAGAAGAGAGAGAGAGCCCCAUUUUUAAAACCAUCUUAAAAUGUAUUUGUUGCCACCCUAGGGCCAUGCCCUACUCACAAAGCAUAUUUAGGACUUUAUUAUUUAAAAAAAACAUCAAAUACAGUCAAAAAUGAGGAAAAUAUUGUAGUAUUUGGCCAUAUCACCCAGCCCUGUGUGUGUGUGUGUUGAGUGUGUGUGUGUGUGUGUCUAGCAUCCCUGUCUUUCCCCUGGUUUAUCUGAUCGCUCUUGCAUUGCGUACUCCCUAAUAUCCUCCUGCAUUGUGCUCCAGCUCAACGCACCAGUGAUUCCAUUCCCAGCCUGACUACAUCAGAAUGGCCUGAGGAUGCUGCUGCUCUGAUCUCUGAUGACAUAAUUGCUCCCUAAUUAUAUCCCCCUCCUCUUAAUCACAGGCAGUGUUUGGGGUCGGAACACUGAUCUGAUGGGAAACAAAUCAUGGUGUUUCCUAAUCAUACAGCUAUUUGUCCUAAUGCACGGGAAUGUUUAUCUCAUAGUGAUCUCAAACACACACAGGUCUGUGAAUGGACAGUUAAUGCCCAUUGAUUGGGCACUUCCGGUUGUUUGGGAAAAGCACUGUUGUGGGUGAUCUGAUUCUUUCCUUCGGGGUGAAAUCCACUGAUGUUAUCCUCAGGUUUCUUCUGCAGUGGGGGAAAAAACAAUAUCUUUAAUGAUUUCAUGACGUUAAUUUUCAAUUUAUUUUCCCCUUUGUCCUUUUUUCCUCUCCUCCUCUUUGGUCCUCUCUCUCUCUCUCUCUCUUUCUCUCCCUCCUCUGGUCGUGGUCAGUUUGGGGUUAUGGGUUCCUGUGUGUGACCCUCAUCUCUCUGUGUUCGCUGGUUGGGGCCAGUGUGGUCCCCUUCAUGAGGAAAACCUUUUACAAGCGCCUGCUCCUCUACUUCAUAGCCCUGGCCAUUGGCACCCUCUACUCCAACGCCCUGUUUCAGCUCAUCCCAGAGGUAGUGUGAAUGGCAUGCUGUUCCCUUUGUAGUACACUACUUGUCACAGUAUCAUUGUGCUUUUCUACCUCAUUGGUGUUCCCCUUUUCAAGCAGUCCUCAAAUUUGAAACGGAGGCCAAAAGUAAAUGGUGUGGAUUACAGUUUCGCCUGGCCCAUAGACCAACUUAAAAGAAAUGUGUUAGGUUAACUAUCAACAGUAUAUCACUUUAUUGCCCCCCCCCAUUAGUGCCCUGUGGAUGGGGGCAUCCUAUGGGGGAAUAGCCACCGUGGCUAUUCCCCCAUAGGAUGCCCCCAUCCACAGGACACGAGUGGUCACUGAAUGGUUUGAUGAGCAUGAAAACGAUGUAAACCAUAUGCCAUGGCCGUCUCAGUCACCAGAUCUCAACACAAUUGAACAAUAAUGGGGUGGCAGGUAGCUUAGUGGUUAAAAGCGUUGUGCCAGUAACCGAAAGGUCGCUGGUUCUAAUCCCCGAGCCGACUAGGUGAAAAAUCUGUCGAUGUGCCCUUGAGCAAGGCACUUAACCCUAAUUGCUCCUGUAAGUCGCUCUGGAUAAGAGCGUCUGCUAAAUGACUAAAAUGUAAAAAUGUAAAUAAUGGGAGAUUCUGAAGUGGCGCCUGAGACGGUGUUUUCCACCACCACCAUCAACAAAACACCAAAUGAUGGAAUUUCUCAUGGAAGAAUGGUGUCACAUCCCUCCAAUAGAGUUCCACACACUUGUAGAAUAUAUGCCAAGGUGCAUUGAAGCUGUUCUGGCAACACCCUAUUAAGACACUUUAUGUUGGUGUUGCCUUUAUUUUGGCAGUUACCUGUAUUACCGAUUGUUUUUCAAUAUUCUGACAGUGAAGGAUUCCCAAUGCCAAUGAUUCAUACACAACUAAGCACAUACUGUACAUAUAGUAAUUCAGAGGCUUGUGCAUACAAAUACCUUGACAUAGAGUAAAACGAUAGCCAUUCAUUCACUCCCCAUAAUUUACAUGUUCAGCUUCAGUUUUGCUGAAUCAUGACUGAGCCAUAAGCUAUAGCUGCAGGAAGUAGGGAUGCUGAGGGUGCUGCCCCCUGAACAAAAUAGUGCACUGGCCUUUACUAGUCCUGUAUUAGCGGACCGAUAUAUCCGUCAGUAGUGUGGGCAAACAUUUUUAGAGCCCCCCCCCCAUCGACUAAAUAAUUCUCAGCCCCCCCACCCCCAAACGACUUCCCGCGGCUAAGCCAUAAGCUACAUGUAAGUGAUACUCUUAGAUACUUAGUUCAGUCAAAGCAAUGACAUAUUUUUACACAAACCCUUUAACAGUCAAAUGUGGUACCCUGUUAUUAUCAAAUAGACAGAUGCCUCUGUGUCUCUACUGCCCUAGGCUUUAGUUAACUGUGUUUCUAUUGCCCUCCUAUGCUUUAGUUAGGUCUAACUUGGUCUCUACUGCCCUAGGCUUUAGUUAACUGUGUCUCAUCCUACUAGGCAUUUGGCUUUGACCCCAUGGUGGACAACUAUGUGUCCAAGUCUACAGUGGUGUUUGGAGGGUUCUACCUCUUCUUCUUCACUGAGAAGGUCCUCAAGAUGCUGCUCAAACCGAAGAAUAAGGUGAGUCGACAAUGAUAUUCAUGAUCCAGUAAUUGCCACACAACCACAGUUGAUGGUAUUUGCUUUGCAGCAAGGUAGCUUACUGAAAAAUUCACAAGGAAGACAAACAUAAAAAGUGUAAUUUCUUUCACCGUAUCCUUUGUGAAAGGUUUUAAGGGGUAUAAUUUGUCAUGUUUACAAAAACAUUAAAUUUGUUUCCCUGGUGCAAACACAUUGACAGUGUUUCCUCUGCAGCUUAUAUGUGAACCCAUUGGGAUUGAUCAGAAACCGGAAAAGUUAUUGUCUGUUCUGUUUUAUGUACUGUACAUGCAUUCUCUUCCACGGGACUGGCUUUGUAUGAUAUAUUCGAGCAUAAACUAGUCAAUUUAUCAUAAACCCAUUGACUAGUUGAAUCAGGUGUGCUGGUGUUGGAAUAAAAAAUUUGAAAUUACUGGUAUUCCAACUUCCAAGAAGACUAGGUUGAGAAAAACUGUUCUGUGGUGUGGCUUUAUAAUAGGCUCAUAAACAUCCACUAGUCUCAACCAGGACUCAACACACAGAUAAGCAUCAGCUCUUAGAUGGAGUGGAGAGGUGAUACAGUAUAUAUUUUCAUGGGAAAAUCAUAUCUGUAUACUCAAUCAAGGAUUUCACAGCCAUGGCCGGUUUGUCCUGUCUGUCUAGCUGGGGGCCCGGGUGUUGGUUUACAGUAACUGUCUGAACAGUAACCGCUCACCUCAGAACUCCUCAGGCAGUUAUGGGCCCUAUAAAUAUUACCAUAUGUUCAUACAACACAAAACUAGAAUGCAAGCCUGUUCUACUCAUUCUAUUUCUAUACUACACUACAUGACCAAAAGUAUGUGGACACCUGAACAUUGCCGGCACUAUGCAUUGGGGCAGGUAGCGUUCUCCUGGCAUCCGCAAAACCCAGAUUCGUCCGUCUGUCUGCCAGAUGGUGAAGUGUGAUUCAUCACUCCAGAGAACGCGUUUCCUCAGAGUCCAAUGGCAGCGAGCUUUACACCACUCCAGCCGACGCUUGGCAUCGCGCAUGGUGAUCUUAGGCUUGUGUGCGACUGCUCGGCUAUGGAAACCCAUUUCCUGAAUCUCCCAACAAAGUUAUUUUGCUGACGUUGCUUCUAGAGGCAGUUUGGACCUCGGUAGUGAGUGUUGCAACAGAGGACAGACCAUUUUUACGCGCUACACGCUUCAGCGUUCAAGGCCCAGUUCUGUGAGCUUGUGUGGCCUACCACUCCGUGGCUGAGCCGUUGUUGCUCCUAGACGUUUCCACUUCACAAUAACAGCACUUACAGUUGACCGGGGCAGCUCUAGCAGGGCAGAAAUUCGACAAACUGACUUGUUGGAAAUGUGGCAUCCUAUGACGAUGCCACGUUGAAUGUCACUGAGCUUUUCAGUAAGGCCAUUCUACUGCCAAUGUUUGACUAUGGCGAUUGCUCAAUUUUAUACACCUGUCAGCAACGGGUGUGGCUGAAAUAGCCGAAUCCACUAAUUUGAAGGGGUGUCCACAUACUUUUAUAUAGUGUUUUUCUGGAUGUUGUGUAUCCCUGGAAAUUAAUGUAAACAUAACAGUUUUGUAAACAGCUUGACCAAAAAAAAGUGGUCUCUUGGCAGAAUUUACCCCGGGUAUGGGGUAAGUUGAGCAUGGGGAUAGGGUAAAUUGAGCUGCCUUGAGGUAAACGGGUGAUUGUGCUGGUAGGUCAAAAUUUUAUUAAUGAAAUGUGUGUGUGGUAUAUUCUAUAUCUUAAAUGUAUGCCUACAUUCAGAUCUCUGUUCAAUAUCACUUACCCUUCAAUGAUUCAUUUUGUAUAUGGUUUCCUAGAAACAAGGGGUGGCACAACUAACCCUUUGGCUCAACUUACCCCACUCUCCGCUAUUGUACAUGCCUAAGACCUACCUCCUACACAAGUAGAGAGAUGCUUCACAUAGUUUAGGAUGGAAAAUGGCAUAAGUUGAGAAGGUAGAGAUGUUUAAGCACAUUGUACUACGAACACUGGACCUGCCUCUGUAGCCCAGGGAAGGUCCCGGAAGUUAGCUUAGCUCUAUGUUAGCAUCAGUGAAUAGUUAGCUUAGCUAUGUUAGCAUCAAUCGAUUAUUUGAUCUUUGCAGUAGUGUUGGAUAAGAUGUCUGUUUGUUUAGUGUAUUGUACUGUAUGACCAUCUGCCUUUCAGGUCACAAGUUGUCAUUGUUUGAGGUGAUGCUUCCACCUAGUGGACAUUCAGCAUAGUACAGAUUUGAAACAUGGUUUGGACCUGAUGGCCAGAUUGUACAACUAGUGUGGGCCUAAUGCUCUAACAUGUUCAGUAGUAACACUGGUCUGCUGUGGUCUCUUAAACCAAUUAUAGAGUCCUCUACUUGACGUCCUCUAACACAGUCUGAAAGUAUAGUAUAACUUUAAAUAGCUAACAACAUUGUUAAUUCAGGAAAAUACUAUGCUUUCUAAAUCCUGGUAAGAAAUACUCUUCAUAUGUGACUUGACAGGGCCACAGCCACUUCCCAGCCUCAGAGCAGCUGUAUGCUGCAGCCAACAGAGACAUGGAGGAUGGCGUGACCGAAAAGUUGCAGCAGGAGGGAGAGGCAGGGCUUAACCUGCCCAGGGUGGUCGGAGGAGAGGGGGACCGCAAGCUCACCCCCGCACUCACCCCACCGGUAAAAGAGAGGCGCGCACACUCACUGUCAUACACACACUUUCUCACCCUUCCACUCUCCCUCCCUCCAUUCCUCACACCUCUCCUCCUCUCCAACAGGACUCUCAGAGCCUGGGCGGAGGGAACAGCAGAGGAGGCUGCUAUUGGCUAAAGGGUACAGCGUAUUCUGACAUUGGCACGCUGGCCUGGAUGAUCACGCUGAGUGACGGGCUACAUAACUUCAUCGACGGCCUGGCCAUUGGAGCUUCAUUCACUGCCUCAACGUUCCAGGGCAUCAGCACCUCUGUGGCCAUACUCUGUGAGGAGUUCCCCCAUGAGCUAGGUGAGUUCACACAGCCUAAGUUUCAAAUCCACAGAAAUUAGAGAAUAUUAGGUUAUAUAUACAGUGGGGAGAACAAGUAUUUGAUACACUGCCGAUUUUGCAGGUUUUCCUACUUACAAAGCAUGUAGAGGUCUGAAAAUCCAGAAAAUCCAGAAAAUCACAUUGUAUGAUUUUUAAGUAAUUAAUUUGCAUUUUAUUGCAUGACAUAAGUAUUUGAUCACCUACCAACCAGUAAGAAUUUCGGCUCUCACAGACCUGUUCGUUUUUCUUUAAGAAGCCCUCCUGUUCUCCACUCAUUACCUGUAUUAACUGCACCUGUUUGAACUCGUUACCUGUAUAAAAGACACCUGUCCACACACUCAAUCAAACAGACUCCAACCUCUCCACAAUGGCCAAGACCAGAGAGCUGUGUAAGGACAUUAGGGAUAAAAUUGUAGACCUGCACAAGGCUGGGAUGGGCUACAGGACAAUAGGCAAGCAGCUUGGUGAGAAGGCAACAACUGUUGGCGCAAUUAUUAGAAAAUGGAAGAAGUUCAAGAUGACGUCAAUCACCCUCGGUCUGGGGCUCCAUGCAAGAUCUUACCUCGUGGGGCAUCAAUGAUCAUGAGGAAGGUGAGGGAUCAGCCCAGAACUACACGGCAGGACCUGGUCAAUGACCUGAAGAGAGCUGGGACCACAGUCUCAAAGAAAACCAUUAGUAACACACUACGCCGUCAUGGAUUAAAAUCCUGCAGCGUACGCAAGGUCCCCCUGCUCAAGCCAGCGCAUGUCCAGGCCCGUCUGAAGUUUCCCAAUGACCAUCUGGAUGAUCCAGAGGAGGAAUGGGAGAAGGUCAUGUGGUCUGAUGAGACAAAAAUAGAGCUUUUUGGUCUAAACUCCACUCGCCGUGUUUGGAGGAAGAAGAAGGAUGAGUACAACCCCAAGAACACCAUCCCAACCGUGAAGCAUGGAGGUAGAAACAUCAUUCUUUGGGGAUGCUUUUCUGCAAAGGGGACAGGACGACUGCACCGUAUUGAGGGGAGGAUGGAUGGGGCCAUGUAUCGCGAGAUCUUGGCCAACAACCUCCUUCACUCAGUAAGAGCAUUGAAGAUGGGUCGUGGCUGGGUCUUCCAGCAUGACAACGACCCGAAACACACAGCCAGGGCAACUAAGGAGUGGCUCCGUAAGAAGCAUCUCAAGGUCCUGGAGUGGCCUAGCCAGUCUCCAGACCUGAACCCAAUAGAAAAUCUUUGGAGGGAGCUGAAAGUCCGUAUUGCCCAGCGACAGCCCCGAAACCUGAAGGAUCUGGAGAAGGUCUGUAUGGCCAAAAUCCUUGCUGCAGUGUGUGCAAACCUGGUCAAGACCUACAGGAAACGUAUGAUCUCUGUAAUUGCAAACAAAGGUUUCUGUACCAAAUAUUAAGUUCUGCUUUUCUGAUGUAUCAAAUACUUAUGUCGUGCAAUAAAAUGCAAAUUAAUUACUUAAAAAUCAUACAAUGUGAUUUUCUGGAUUUUUUAAAAUAGAUUCUGUCUCUCACAGUUGAAGUGUACCUAUGAUAAAAAUUACAGACCUCUACAUGCUUUGUAAGUAGGAAAACCUGCAAAAUCGGCAGUGUAUCAAAUACUUGUUCUCCCCACUGUAUAUACAGUGCAUUCGGAAAGUAUUCAGACCCCUUGACUUUUUCCACAUUUUGUUAUGUUACAGCCGUAUUCUAAAAUGGAUUCAAUAGUUUUUUCCCCUCAUCAAUCUACACACAAUACCCCAUAAUGACAAAGCAAAAACACGUUAAAAAACAACUGACAUCACAUUUCCAUAAGUAUUCAGACCCUUUGCUAUGAGACUCGAAAUUGAGCUCAGGUGCAUCCUGUUUCCAUUGAUCAUCCUUGAGAUGUUUCUACAACUUGAUUGGAGGCCACCUGUGGAAAAUUAAAUUGAUUAGACAUGAUUUGAAAAGGCACACACGUGGCUUUAUAAGGUCCCACAGUUGAACGUGGAUGUCAGAGCAAAAACCAAGCCAUGACGUCAAAGGAAUUGUCCGUAGAGCUCCGAGACAGGAUUGUGUUGAGGCACAGAUCUGGGGAAGGGUACCAAAAAAUGUCUGCAGCAUUGACGGUCCCCAAGAACACAGUGGCCUCCAUCAUUCUUAAAUGGAAGAAGUUUGGAACCACCAAGACUCUUCCUAGAGCUGGCCGCCCAGCCAAACUGAGCAAUCGGGGGAGAAGGGCCUUGGUCAGGGAGGCGACCAAGAACCCGAUUGUCAAUCUGACAGAGCUCCAUAGUUCCUCUGUGGAGAUGGGAGAACCUUCCAGAAGGACAGCCAUCUCUGCAGCACUCCACCAAUCAGGCCUUUAUGGUAGAGUGGCCAGACGGAAGCCACUCCUCAGUAAAAAGCACAUGACAGCCCUAAAGACUCUGACCAUGAGAAACGAGAUCCUCUGGUCUGAUGAAACCAAGAUUGAACUCUUUGGCCUGAAUGCCAAGCGUCACGUCUGGAGGAAACCUGGCACCAUCCCUACGGUGAAGCAUGGUGGUGGCGGCAUCAUGCUGUGGGGGAUGUUUUUCAGCGGCAGAGACUGGGAGACUAGUCAGGAUCGAGGGAAAGAUGAACGGAGCAAAGUACAGAGAGAUCCUUGAUGAAAACCUGCUCCAGAGCGUUCAGAACCUCAGACUGCGGCAAAGGUUAACCUUCCAACAGGACAACCACCCAAAGCACACAGCCAAGACAACGCAGGAGUGGCUUCGGGACAUGUCUCUGAAUGUCCUUGAGCGGCCCAGCCAGAGCCCGGACUUGAACCCGAUUGUACAUCUCUGGAGAGACCUGAAAAUAGCUGUGCAGCGAUGCUCCCCAUCCAACCUGACAGAGCUUGAGAGGAUCUGCAGAGAAGAAUGGGAGAAACUCCCCAAAUACAGGUGUGCCAAGCUUGUAGCGUCAUACCCAAGAAGACUUGAGACUUGCAAAGACCCUGGCCAUGCCCAAGUCAACAGUUUGGUUCAUCAUUAACAAGAAAAAAACAACCGGUGAACUCAAUUAUGUCAAAAGACCCGGUAGACCGAGGAAGACCACUGUAGUGGGGACCGGAGAAUACUCUCUAUGGUGAAGAAAACCCCCCUGACAACAGCCCAACAGAUCAAAAACACUCUCCUGGAUGCAGGUGUAGAUGUGUCAAAGUCUACCAUACGUAGAAGACUACACCAGCAGGACUACAGAGGGUACACUACAAGCGGCAGGUAGCUUAGUGGUUAAGAGCGUAGUGCCAGUAACCGAAAGGUCGCUGGUUCUAAUCCCCGAGCCGACUAGGUGAACAAAUCUGUCGAUGUGCCCUUGAGCAAGGCACUUAACCCUAAUUGCUCCUGUAAGUCACUCUGGAUAAGAGCGUCUGCUAAAUGACUAAAAUGUCUAAAAUGUAAGAUGCAAACCACUGAUAAGCCUGAAGAACAGAAAGGCGAGAUUACAGUUUGCUAAAAAGCACCUAAAAGAGCCCCAAGAGUUCUGGAAAAACGUAUUGUGGACAGAUGAGACAAAGAUGAACAUGUACCAGAGUGAUGGAAAGAGGAAAGUGUGGAGAAAAAAAAGAAAUGCCCAUGAUCCAAAGCAUACCACCUCAUCCGUGAAACAUGGUGGAGGGGGUGUUAUGGCUUGGGCCUGUAUGGCUGCCAGUGGAACAGGCUCACUUGUCUUCAUCGAUGAUGUGACUGCAGACAGAAGUAGAACAAUGAAUUCUGAAGUCUACAGAAAUAUUUUAUCUGCUCAGAUAAAACCAAAUGCCUCCAAACUCAUUGGACGGCACUUCAUCAUGCAACAAUGACCCUAAACAUACUGCUAGAGCAACAAAGGGGUUUUUAAUGGCCAAGAAGUGGAAAAUCCUUUACUGGCCGAGUCAAUCACUGGAUCUGAAUCCAAUUGAACAUGCAUUUUACAUGCUGAAGAGGAGACUGAAGGCAAUAAGUCCCCGAAACAAGCAGGAACUGAAGAUGGCUGCAGUACAGGCCUGGCAGAGCAUCACCAGGGAAGAUACCCAGCGUCUGGUGAUGUCGAUGCAUCGUAGACUUCAAGCAGUCAUUGCAUGCAAAGGAUAUGCGACCAAAUAUUAACAAUGAUUACUUUAUUCUACAUUAUGUUAAACUGUCCAAUGUUUUUUGAUGCCCGAAAAUGGGGGGGGACCAUGUACAAAAGCUUCUAUAAUUUCUAAACGGUUAAUCCGAUAUGUAUGAAAAUACCCUCCAAAUUAAAGCUGACAGUCUGCACUUCACCCUCAUUGUCAUUGUAUCCUUUUAAACUCAAAGUGCUAGAGUACAGAACCAAAAUAACAAAACAAAGGUCACUGUCCAAUGAAUUAUGGAGCUCACUGUAUGUAAAUGUAAUAUUUCUAAAAACCUGUUUUUGCUUUGUCUUUAUGGGGUAUUGUGUGUAGAUGGAUGAGGAAAAAAAAACUAUUCAAUCAAUUUUAGAAUAAGGCUGUAACGUAACAAUGUGGAAAAGGUCAAGCGGUCUGAAUACUUUCCGAAUGCACUGUACAUACUUUCACCUCCACUUAUAUUAAAAUAAAUGGGACACUCCUUGCUCCGACCAAACGCUACACUACGCCCACAAGUUUCUUCUCUGCUAUGAGUCUGGAUCUCAGUACCUACCCGACCCAUCACCAAAUGCGAACACAUUCGAGGCUAUCUGAUUGGUUCAGAAACUGAUGGGUUGGGCCAGAGCUAUAACACGUGGGUGAAGCGGCAGUAUGAAAAUGUGUAAUUGGCUUUGAUACUCUGAUUGGUUAGAGACGAUCUAAUCACUGACUUUUUGUACAACGCCCCUUGCCCCUUUUGUACAAUGCCCCUCGUCAACACAAACAACUUAAAUGAUGGCAGUCUGAGACUAAAGUAUUUAACGAACGACAGAGCAGCGGAGGAAUUUUGUGUGAGUUGUAGGGCUAGGUCAGUCCCCCACCAAAAAUAAUUAUCUAAAAACACCCACCACUCCCAAAGCACACUUUUUUUAUUUGAUGGAUAAUGUUUUGGCCUCUAACUGGGCUUAUGUGAAUCCACCUUUCGAAGCAAUAAGUAUCUAUGUUUCUCUCUCUCCCCCCCCCCUCCCUCCUCCUUCAGGUGACUUUGUGAUCUUGUUAAAUGCUGGGAUGAGUAUCCAGCAGGCUCUGUUCUUCAACUUCCUGUCUGCCUGCUGCUGCUACCUGGGCAUGGGCUUUGGCAUCCUGGCAGGAAACAGCUUCUCACCUCAAUGGAUCUUUGCACUGGCAGGGGGCAUGUUCCUCUACAUUGCCCUGGCAGACAUGGUACGUCCUGGGAUGGGAUGAACGUGUGUGUGUGUCUGUGUGUAUCCACUGGCUGGGCUCUAGACUAACAUUUUUGUGGCACUGGUGUCAUUUUAAGUUAUUCAGUUGGUGGCACCAGGCCAUGAUUUGGUUCACCAGUUUUUUGGGCGGUGUCACACAAUAAAACAAAUUUGUAUCAUGUUAGAAAGUCAUUCACAGUGCUUUAUUAAAAAGUGCAAUAGACUACUGAGAUGGUAUUCAAGAACUAAGUUGUUUCAUCUUUGUGACUCAAAAUAUUUUUAUGUGCAACCUAGUCCAGUGAUUGUCAUGCAUUUUGGGUUGACAAUUAGGCUAUUGUUAUAUUUUGUUAAAAUAGCAGUGGUGGAAAAAGUACCCAAUUGUCAUACUUGAGUAAAAGUAAAGAUACCUUAAUAGAAAAUGACUGAAGUAAAAGUGAAAGUCACCCAGUAAAAUACUACUUGAGUAAAAGUCUAAAAGUAUUUGGUUUUAAAUAUACUUAAGUAUCAUAAGUAAAUGUAAUUCCUAAAAUAUACUUAAGUAUCAAAAGUAGAAGUAUGAAUAAUUUCACAUUCCUUAUAUUAAGCAAACCAGAUGGCACAAUUUUUUCUUAUUUUUUUACAUUUACGGAUAGCCAGGGGCACGCUCCAACACUCAGACAUCAUUUACAAAACGUACCAUUGGUGUUUAGUGAGUCUGCCAGAUCAGAGUCAGUAGGGAUGACCAGGGAUGUUCUCCCAUUUACACCAGAGAUCUGUAUAUAAUGAUGAGAUGCACGUCUCUGCCCUAGCAAUGGGAGUCGUUGCUUAGGUCCAAAAUAAGCCCAUAGAAACGCAUUGGCCUUAUUUUGGACAGAUUUUAGUGAGAGUGAAACCUCUCGCUUCGCCUCUUCCUCUGGUUUACACACACACACACCAAGCCCCUCCCCCUGCCUGUCACGCCAACAAAGUUGAGAGAUUGGUGGAUAUGGGGAUGGAUUUGAUAUAGAGCAAAAAGUACCAUUCAUUCAUCCAGUAUAUAGCUCUGUUUGAGGAACUGACCUGCUUUUUCUCCCUUUCCACUCUCUCUCCCUCCUUCUUGCUCUCCGUUCCUCUCUACCCCUCUCUCUCUCUCUCUCUCUCUCUCCCCCUCUCACUCUCCGUAGUUCCCAGAGAUGAAUGAGGUGAGUCGUGAGGAGGAGGAGGCUGGGGGCAGCAGCUUCUUCCUGACCUUCGCCAUCCAGAACGCCGGCCUCCUAACCGGCUUUGCCAUCAUGCUGCUGCUCACCACCUACUCUGGAGCAAUCACCAUGGACUAGCAUUAGGACUUCUACUGGACCUAACCGGUUUAAACCAAAUCAAACCGGUUACAACUGGAACCGGACCUGGAAAUGCCCUUUGGGGCUGAAAGGGAACGCCCGGUCCUCCCUCCCCAGGCUCCAUCUCUUCCUCUCAGGCCCUGUUUGGCUCUUUAUACUCCCUCAGGACUUUAGAGACCCGGGGCUUUGGUUCUAGUGUGGCAGGAACGCACCCUAUAAGGCUUAAGUUAUGAAAACACUUUUUUAUGCUGUUCCCAUAUGCAGUAGCUACUAGUACACUGGCAUGGGUACCUUCUCUCCUUCAUCUCUCUUGGGCCUUCUCUGACCCACGGACAACAACCCUGUUAAUCAAUCAAACAGUUCCUCGUUCCUCAGACUACUGAGAGGCCAUUUUGGCUCUAAACAGACUGCUGUUGUCAUGGAGAUCAUGUCCUUCUCUCAUUGGUUGUUUUGGAUGUGGACGAUGAGCCUUGACUGGGACCUUUUGAGCACCCGAGGGUCCAGGGACUCCGACGGGGACAUAGCAUAUUUAUAUUACCCAUAUGCCUCU
This is a messenger RNA of Coregonus sp. 'balchen', 21807 nucleotides long. NCBI's taxonomy places the organism in Eukaryota, Metazoa, Chordata, Actinopteri, Salmoniformes, Salmonidae. The record is from the annotation of a GenBank genome assembly.